This is a messenger RNA of Cryptomeria japonica (Japanese cedar), 2976 nucleotides long. Its product is annotated as BTB/POZ domain-containing protein At5g48130. The record is from RefSeq and is a predicted model, not a curated record. Bases 247 to 2364 code for a protein of 705 amino acids. Gene Ontology annotation, molecular function: protein binding. The transcript is spliced from 4 exons. NCBI's taxonomy places the organism in Eukaryota, Viridiplantae, Streptophyta, Pinopsida, Cupressales, Cupressaceae.
AAAACUUCAUUUUUAAUAAUAUUUAUUAGGUUGAUAAAAAAUCUCAUGCUUGUGCUGUACGCCAACUACCAGAGAGGAAAAUUCUGCCAUUGUUCCAUUGAUGUGAUUGAAAUGAAGUUCUAAGCGUUAAUGCAAGCCUGAAUUGACGUUCUUAACAGCAGCAUUGUGAAUCAAAGACCACUGAAAAUCUACAUGGCCUGAUAGAAUCUCCUUCCACUUUUUCCCGGAUUGAUAGCAAAAGAUAUCAUGAUGAAUAAGUUUGGAAAGUCUAGUGGUGUUUCAGUUUCAACUCCUGAAUCAGAGCUUGAGAAAACAAUAUGGAAAUGGUGUGAAGCCACUGGAUUACCUACAACAGUUACAGUUCACUUGGAAAAUCGCUGUUACAGACUCCAUAAGUUUCCUCUUGUUUCCAGGAGUGGCUACCUGAAGAGGAAGUUGUCAGAAUCCUCAGAAAUUGUGUUACCCAAAUCAUGUCCUGCUGGGGUUGAGAUCUUCGAACUUGUUGUUCUGUUUUGCUAUGGCUCCACCAUUCUUAUGGACCCAUUAAAUGUUGCAGCCUUGAGAUGUGCAGCUGAGUUUUUCGAAAUGAUAGAAGAGUUUGGAAGAGGAAAUCUAUGUGAGAGGAGUGAUUUGUAUCUUACUCAGGUGGUGUUACAGAGCUGGGAAGACACACUGAUUGUGCUUCAGAAAUGCCAGUGUUUGCUACCCUUGGCAGAUGAGCUUCUUGUUGUGAGCAGAUGCAUUGAAUCACUUGCUUUCAUGGCCUGCAUGGAGGUUCUUGAUCCAGAGCAUACAAGAACGAGAUCUGCAAUGGCGGCUGAAUGUCAGUUCUGUAGUGAAUUAAGUACAAGUUUCAGAGAAGCUACAGCUAAAGACUGGUGGAUUAAGGACCUGUUGGUACUUCCUUUCCAGCUUUUUGAAAGGAUAAUAGCUUCCAUGCGGAGACAGGGGAUGAAAGAAAAAUAUGUCAGCCCUGUAAUAAUUAUGUAUGCAAACAAAUGGAUUCUCUCCAACAGGCGUCAUAGUGGGAAUAGUACACUGAAAUGUAGAUGGCUGGAAGGCAUUAUAAAGCUGCUACCAUUGGGAAGAAGAUCUAAUGUAAUACCCAUUCAUUUUUUGUUUUCCUUGCUCUCUGAAGCGUUGAUUUGUGGAUCUAGCAAUGAAAGUAACGCCCAAUUACAAGCUAGGAUUGCUUCUCAGCUAGACCUUGCAACUAUUGAAGACUUUCUGUUGCCUAUGCCCAUGGAAAUCAAGAGCAAUACCAGUAUUGCAUUCAGCCCUGAAGUUGAAAGCAUGAGAAACAUUUUUUCCAUGUUCAUUGCUCAAGAAUAUAUCAAUUGCAAAACGGAUGAAUCUGCUGAGUUCAGUUUGGGAUCUGAGGAAGCACUAGAACAGAGCUCUAAUAGUUGUUGUAGCUUUAAUAAGAAUACAGUAUCAACUGUUGCUAGUAUGUGGGAUGAGUAUCUGGUUCACAUAGCAUUUGAUGCAGGGUUAAGCCCGAGCGAGUUUUUGGAGCUUGUAGAAAUCAUACCAGCAUCUGCUCGGUGUACUCAUGAUAUGCUGUAUAAAGCAGUCCACACAUAUUUGAUGGCACAUCCUGAGAUCUCUCAGCAAGAGAGGCAGACUGUAUGUAAACAUCUGAGCUGCCAAAAAAUGUCACAAGAAACUUGCAUGCAUGCAGUUCAGAAUGGGCUCAUGCCAUUAAGAUUAACAGUCCAAGCCAUGUUCAUUCAACAGCUCCAUACCCGUCAAGUCCUUCGAUCCAACAGUAACAUGAGCAACUGCAGCAGAAGCAUGAGACUAGACAGCACCAAAACAUCUGAUUACUAUUCUCAACCCAAUUUCUUCUCACAGGAGCUGAGUUCCACAGCAAAACCUAAUGAAAACAAUACCCAUGAAGAACCAUUGCCCUUUGGGCUUCUCCUCAAAAGGGAUGCAGCAUUUCGCCAAGAAGCAGCCAUGAGAGCAGAUUAUGAGGCCACAAGCUUCAGGCUCCAGAAUCUAGAGCAAGAGCUCGUUUGCAUGAGAAAGAAUCUUCAACAGAACAAAGACAAUAAAAAACACAGGCACAACAAGGACACCCAUACAAAUUCCUCGGUCAAAUCUGAGAGCUUCAGAAUCUCUAUCACGGACAAAUAUUUAGACACCAAAUGCAGGAGAAAUUUUCUUGUUACUUCUUCCAGUUGUGGAAAAUGGUUCCUUCGUACAGAUUUUGUUCAUAAAGUAGUGGAAGCAUUUCAAAAGAUCAGCAUUUUCAACCUGAGCCAUCAUCAUGACAAGGACAAGAAAUGUUCACAGUCAAAUCAAAAGAAAAAUUCAUUUGGUCUACCAUUGAAAUCUUCUUCCCAGACCAAAUUCCAAUGACUUCCAAGGAAGUCUUAUCUCUUGAAAUAUGUAGUUCUAUAUUACAUUUACAAAUUAUAGUUGGUAUUGAGGUAUGAAUGUGGCAUUACAGAUGAUGCGUACACAGGAAACUUCUUCUUCAAGAAUUGGGUCAGGUACCAAUGGAAUUACUCUCAUAUUAGACUAGUUAUAAAAAGAUAAUUCUCGAUGUAGGCAUGUAUGUAUAUAGGUAUCUCUGCCCAAGCCUAAACUGCCAAAAAGGUUUUUGCUUCUCCCAAUGGAGAUUUCUCUCGUGCCAAUAUCGAAUUGGGAGAUCUAGAGAAUAAAAAAGUAUUAGAUUUCUGUGUUCUUGUGUUGGGAUUAUAACAUUGAGUGAUCAAUUCACUCCAACAGGAGAAUCAGAUUACCGUAACAAUACAGUUCUGAUUUUUAUUAGCAUCCGUGCAACUGAAAUAGGAGGGAGGGGACGUUUGUCUACUAGCUAGUAUAUUAAAUAUGCGGUGAAUUUAACAAUUUAGCUUAGAUAUUAGAGCCAGGACAAAAAUGCAAAUUUUCCUUGAUUUCAAAGUAGAAUGAAAUAUUUGAUGUUGGGAAGAGGAGAAGAAUUUGACUAUUCCACAUGCUUGUCAUUCA